UUAUCCAUUUGCACUCUGAUCAGCGGUCGAACAGGAUGCUGGCCUGUCCGCACCAGCAACCCUCCUUCUUUCACCUCCGCCACAACCACUACAAGAACUGUAAUUUCAUUGUAAUCUCCUGCUCCCUCCACAACCAACAACAUCCAACACCUCAAGACUCACCCGCCAACACCAGCGUCACCUCCACUCCCAACCACCAAUCAAUUCUCCGAACCCACAACUCCAAGUCCGCUGCCGUCGUCCUCCACCACCUAAAACAGCCGAACCAACUUCGAAACGCAACUCCACAAGAAAACAAUGUGAAAGAAGCCAUUUCACCAGAAGAGAAAGUUAAGCUUCUAGAAAUGACUCUCGUCACCAAAAAACGAAUCCCCCAAUUUCCUGGUUCAAUUUUCCCUCAGUUCUCAAACAACAGCGACUCUCCUUUGCAGACCCUUUUUCGAAACGGAGACAGAGAUAGUGAGGAUGACAAUGGGGAAGAAGAAGAUGAAAAAGAAAUGAUAAUUAAGGCGCUUGAGAUACGUAGAAAAGUGACAGCAGAGAUUUUCAAGGAAACUAUGAGGAGAAAAGGCAAGUUUGGGAUCACAUAUUCGACCAAUUUGGUUGAUAGAUUGAGUGAUUUUAUUGAUUUUAUUAUGAUUGAGGCCGCAACAUUAAAGAGAGCACCUGAGUUCCAGUUUUUGAGUUUCAAUGUUAGAGCUAGGACUAUUAUUGAAGACUUGAACGUUGUUCCUCUUAUCAGGUGGCUGAAACACAAUGGUUUGUCAUAUCCGAAGAUUGCUAAGCUCAUAUGCCUGUCAAGAGGAAAUCUCGAGUCCAUCAGACGACUGGCCGACUGGUUGAAGUCAAUUCAUGUAAAGGGGGAAUUCCUUGGAGUGGUGCUCACACAAGCUGGGGAUAAUAUUUUAGAACGCAGUAAUGAAGAACUAAGUGAGAUCGUCGAGUAUUUAGAGAGUAAUGGCGUGAGGAGUAUUUGGAUGGGCUAUGUGAUGAGUCGGUGUCCUCAAUUAUUGUCUUUUAGCAUGGAAGAAGUUGAAAAUCGAGUCAAGUUCUACUUUGAUAUGGGUAUGAAUGAGAAGGAUUUUGGCACAAUGGUCUUUGAUUACCCGAGGGUACUUGGCUACUUUCCCCUAGAAGAUAUGAAGCAAAAGGUUGAUUAUCUAAAAGAGUUUGGUCUCAAUAAUGAAGAAGUUGGAAGAUUACUAGCUUUUAGGCCACAGUUGAUGGGUUGUAGCAUUGAAGAAAGAUGGAAACCUCUUGUAAAGUAUUUAUACUAUCUCGGGAUUUCCAAGGAUGGUAUGAGGAGAAUGCUCAUCAUAAAACCGAUGAUUUUUUGUUUUGAUUUGGAAGAGACUAUAGUGCGAAAGGUACGCUUUUUUAAGGACAUUGGUGUUAGAGAAGAUGCCAUUGGCAACAUGCUUGUAAAAUUUCCUCCAUUGUUAACAUACAGCCUCUACAAGAAAAUCCGGCCAGUGGUCAUAUUCUUGAUGACAAAAGCUGGGGUUAGUGGGAAAGAUAUUGGAAAGGUGAUUGCUUUGGGACCAGAGCUAUUUGGAUGCAGCAUAGCGCAUAAGCUGGAUAUCAGUGUCAAAUAUUUUCUGUCACUGGGCAUACGCCAGAAUCAGUUAGGGGAGAUGAUUGCAGAUUUUCCCAUGCUACUCCGUUAUAAUAUAGAUCUUCUCCGUCCAAAGUAUCGUUACUUGAGGCGAACCAUGGUUCGGCCUUUGCAGGAUCUCAUUGAGUUUCCAAGGUUCUUCAGUUAUUCUCUCGAAGGGCGGAUAAUUCCGAGGCAUAAAAUUCUAGUAGAGAACCGAAUCAAUUUUAAAUUGCGCUACAUGUUGGCUAGCAGUAACAAAGACUUUCAAAAGCUGGUUGAGAAUGCUGUUGAAAGGCGUCAAAGGUUUGAAUCUGGUUUUAUGAAUACUACUCAUCUUGAUUGUCAAGUACCUGAUGACUCCUCGAACGAGGAGAAAGUGUUUGAAUCUGGUGACUGUGUUAAUACGCAGACCAAAUCUGAAGUAGCUGGCGAAACUUCGGAUGAGGAAGAAGUUCGCAAUUUUUCUGAUACAUAAAAACUGAUAUUUGAUACCUUAAUACAGGUGACAGUAUUUGGAUAUGGGAUUCUGAAAGCUGUUACAGGCUUACAGCUCCGAUAAACUUGAGCUGCUCCCUGUUUUUAUGUACCCUUAAUUGAUUCUUAAUGUACAUAUCUUUAUUCUUUUUCUAAAAGUGAAA
Messenger RNA from Jatropha curcas, 2235 nucleotides. Its product is annotated as Mitochondrial transcription termination factor family protein. The record is from RefSeq and is a predicted model, not a curated record. Gene Ontology annotation, molecular function: double-stranded DNA binding. Lineage: Eukaryota; Viridiplantae; Streptophyta; Magnoliopsida; Malpighiales; Euphorbiaceae. Gene Ontology annotation, biological process: regulation of DNA-templated transcription.